AAAUGUCGCUUUCACGAGGAACAUUCGGCGAAACAACAUCGCUUCUUUCGAGGCCGAAUAUUAUACUCUCUCAAAGUUGCAACCUCAAGAGACUUCUCCUGCGAAGGGUACCGAUUCUAGCAUGGCUACCUUUGUACAGUUGGAGCAAACUUCUACAGGACACUUUGGCAGGGUUGACAGUGGGUCUGACCGCAAUACCGCAGGGCAUAGCAUAUGCAAUAGUGGCUGGACUUCCGGCACAGUAUGGCCUGUACAGCAGUUUCAUGGGUUGCUUCGUUUAUCUGGUCUUCGGUAGUUGCAAGGAUGUAACAGUAGGACCUACCGCGAUAAUGGCAUUAAUGGUACAAAAGUACGUGAACAUUAUGGGAGAAGACAUUGCAGUGCUCAUAUGCUUUUUAUCAGGCGCUGUGAUCACAUUCAUGGGAAUACUUCAUUUGGGGUUUCUCGUAGACUUUAUAAGCAUGCCUGUAAUUUGCGGCUUCAGUAAUGCCGCGGCGAUUAUUAUCGCUACUUCCCAAUUAGGUACCUUACUAGGUAUUAAAGGGCGCAGUGACUCCUUCAUCGAUGCUAUUUCACAUGUUGUUAAGCAUAUAAACGAAACCCAACUUUGGGAUACAGUGCUAGGAAUAUGCUCAAUGAUGUUGCUGAUUCUCUUCAAGAAACUACCCGGCAAAAAGCAGGGAACUCCUUUCGAAAAAUUUAUGUGGCUAAUCUCCUUGGCCAGAAACGCCAUAGUCGUGAUGGUUGGAAUUCUCAUAGCUUACGAGCUAUAUUCUCAUGAUCUCAAGCCUUUCCAAAUUACGGGCAACAUAACUGAGGGUUUACCACCGUUUUCUUUACCUCCGUUUACCAUCGUAAACGGAAACCAUACAUAUACCUUCACAGAAAUAGUCGGCGAACUUAGCAGUAGUAUCCUCUCGAUACCACUCAUCGCCAUCUUGGAGAGCAUCGCCAUCGCUAAGGCCUUUGCGAAAGGAAAGACUCUUGACGCGAAUCAAGAGAUGCUAGCGGUUGGCCUUUGUAAUAUAUGCGGCAGCUUUGUGAGAUCAAUGCCCGUAACUGGAAGUUUCACUCGUACUGCUAUUAACAAUUCGUCUGGCGUCAAAACGCCGUUUGGUGGUAUUAUCACCGGCAGUUUGGUGCUUUUGGCAUGCCACCUAUUGACAUCUACCAUUAAAUAUAUCCCCAAAGCUACAUUAGCAGCUGUUAUCAUGAUCGCGAUGUUCUACAUGUUUGAAACGCACGUUUUCGUUCUUCUUUGGAGAACAAAGAAAAUCGAUCUAGUGCCGUUGAUAGUGACGUUAUUAUGUUGCUUGGCGAUCAGUUUAGAGUAUGGUAUGAUCAUCGGGAUUGCGGUAAAUCUAAUUCUCUUACUCUAUUUCGCGGCUCGGCCAGGAUUAUUGAUCGAAGAGCGAAUCGUUGAUGGUUUGACCGUGCUUUUCGUAUCACCCAAGCAAUCCCUGAGCUUCCCAGCAGCAGAGUACCUUCGAGAGCGAGUGAUGUCGUGGUGCGAUAAGAGGCCGACAAGUUUACCAGUGGUAAUAGAAGGUCGACACGUGCUCAGAAUUGAUGCCACUGUCGCAAAAAACCUGGCAUUGCUCUUGUCGGAUCUCACCACACGAAAUCAGAAGAUUAUUUUUUGGAAUUGGUGCGAGGACGCCAGACAAACUUUGAUAAGUUACGAUUCAUCAUUCGAAACUUAUUGUAAAUCGUCCGGCAGCAUAGCGCGGAUAUUUGCAGACGAGAUUGUGAUUUGCUGAUUGAACCCAUAGAGCUACCGCCAUAAUAGAUAUGUGUUCAUUGUAUUCCCUAGAAUAAAUACUAACAUCAUU
Molecule: messenger RNA, 1832 nt
Organism: Atta colombica
Lineage: Eukaryota; Metazoa; Arthropoda; Insecta; Hymenoptera; Formicidae
Product: sodium-independent sulfate anion transporter-like
Exons: 9
Coding region: 3-1760 (585 amino acids)
Biological process (GO): transmembrane transport
Cellular component (GO): membrane
Molecular function (GO): sulfate transmembrane transporter activity
Source: RefSeq, a predicted model, not a curated record